Melampsora larici-populina 98AG31 is the source of this 543-nucleotide messenger RNA. RefSeq lists its product as uncharacterized. The record is from RefSeq and is a predicted model, not a curated record. Lineage: Eukaryota; Fungi; Basidiomycota; Pucciniomycetes; Pucciniales; Melampsoraceae. The transcript has 3 exons. The coding region runs from base 1 to 543 and encodes 180 amino acids.
AUGUGCUGCCCAUUUUUUGACCCCGGUCAAGUUGCGCUUGGAACCGCUGCUGAGACUCAAAAUUCCGUAGCCCGCUCCGCUUAUGGCCUUUUUUGGGUUCCAGCAGCGGGGGCUAAACAUAACAAGCCAGCCUUGUUGGAAGGUACUGAGUUUGCAAGAUUUCAAUGCUAUGAUUUACUUGCUAAUUCACCAAAGUGGAGCAAAUACUUAAACAAACAGUUUGACAAAAAGAAAGCUGACAAAUCUACUCCCGGCAAUCCUUCUACCUCUGAACCACCCAUGGGAGCCAAAGCAGCGAAGGCAGCUAAGUCUCAACCACCUACCCAACCUCCUGAGGUAAUUGAACUCACCAGAGCACUCAUCAAAUCCAGCAAAGCAAUGUCCAAAAACACCAAACGGACAUGCCAAGCGAUUGAACUCAUAAGUCAAGACUCAUUCUUAAGAGGUGGUCUAGAAGAUUUUGACCCAGCUACUCAAGACCUGUUUGAACAAAAACAUGCAAAAGUAAUGAGGGAUAUGGAAGCCUCAUUGGCUGAUGAAUAA